Molecule: messenger RNA, 2300 nt
Organism: Camellia sinensis
Lineage: Eukaryota; Viridiplantae; Streptophyta; Magnoliopsida; Ericales; Theaceae
Product: ruBisCO large subunit-binding protein subunit beta, chloroplastic
Biological process (GO): protein refolding
Molecular function (GO): ATP binding; ATP-dependent protein folding chaperone
Source: RefSeq, a predicted model, not a curated record
GAAGCUUCAAGAGCAAAAGGGACCGUCAAUUCAUCUCCCUUCUAUAAACCUAAUCUCGCUCAACCCCCACCCACCCUAGCCUUUCAUUCUCAGUUCAUGUUAGCAGCUGCCGCCCGUCACUGUUUCUGUGAUUCGCGUACCCUCCUAUUCUUCUAGAUUUUAAAGAAUAAAUGGCAUCAACUUUGGCUGGCAUGUCUUCAGUUGGCUCCUUGGCUGCGCCAAGUGCUCGUGUGACAGAUAAGAAACUUACUACUUCUUUGGACAAGUUAUCAUCUUUCAGUUCCAUAUCUUCGAGCUCGUUUAGUAGGAGACAAAAUGUUGCUCUACGUAGAACACCUUCACCCAGAAUAAAUGCCAUGGCGAAGGAUCUGUAUUUCAACAAGGAUGGGUCAGCUAUUAAGAAGCUGCAAAGUGGUGUGAACAAGCUUGCGGAUCUUGUUGGGGUUACUCUUGGUCCCAAGGGCAGGAAUGUUGUUCUAGAGAGUAAAUAUGGCUCCCCAAAAAUUGUUAAUGAUGGGGUGACUGUGGCCAAAGAGGUUGAGUUGGAAGAUCCAGUAGAGAAUAUUGGUGCUAAAUUGGUCAGACAAGCGGCUGCCAAGACCAAUGACUUGGCUGGAGAUGGGACGACAACAUCUGUUGUUCUUGCACAAGGUCUUAUUGCUGAGGGUGUCAAGGUGGUAGCAGCUGGUGCGAACCCUGUUCUGAUUACCAGAGGUAUUGAGAAGACAGCAAAAGCUUUGGUUGGAGAGCUUAAGUUGAUGUCUAAAGAGGUAGAAGACAGUGAACUAGCAGAUGUUGCUGCAGUUAGUGCUGGAAACAACUAUGAAGUAGGAAAUAUGAUAGCUGAAGCCAUGAGUAAAGUGGGUCGGAAGGGUGUGGUGACCCUUGAAGAGGGUAAAAGUGCCGAGAACAGUCUUUAUGUUGUCGAAGGGAUGCAAUUCGAUCGCGGAUAUAUUUCACCUUACUUUGUCACAGAUAGUGAGAAAAUGGCAGUCGAAUUUGAGAACUGCAAGUUGCUACUGGUUGACAAGAAAAUAACAAAUGCAAGGGAUCUUAUUAACGUCCUGGAAGAUGCUAUCAGAGGUGGAUACCCAAUUGUAAUAGUUGCAGAAGAUAUUGAGCAAGAAGCGUUGGCAACUCUUGUUGUAAACAAGCUUAGAGGAGCACUGAAGAUUGCUGCUCUAAAAGCUCCUGGAUUUGGAGAAAGAAAGAGCCAGUACCUUGAUGACAUUGCGAUUCUGACUGGAGGGACUGUUAUCAGAGAGGAGGUUGGGCUUACCUUAGACAAAGCAGAUAAAGAAGUCCUGGGUCAUGCUGCUAAGGUUGUGCUCACCAAGGACGCGACGACAAUUGUUGGCGAUGGGAGCACUCAGGAAGCAGUAAAUAAACGAGUUUCCCAGAUUAGAAACCUCAUAGAGGUUGCAGAGCAAGAUUAUGAAAAGGAAAAACUUAAUGAAAGAAUAGCAAAACUGUCUGGAGGUGUUGCUGUCAUUCAGGUUGGAGCACAAACUGAGACAGAGCUCAAAGAGAAGAAAUUGAGAGUAGAAGAUGCUCUUAAUGCAACAAAGGCUGCUGUUGAAGAAGGUAUUGUUGUUGGUGGUGGAUGCACUCUGUUGAGGCUUGCUUCAAAAGUUGAUAGCAUUAAGGAGAGCCUUGAUAAUGAUGAGGAAAAGGUUGGAGCAGAUAUAGUUAAGAGAGCUUUGAGUUACCCCCUGAAGUUAAUUGCCAAGAAUGCUGGCGUGAAUGGAAGUGUUGUCAGUGAGAAGGUGCUCUCCAGUGACAACCCAAAAUUUGGAUACAAUGCUGCAACUGGAAACUAUGAGGAUUUGAUGGCUGCUGGAAUAAUUGAUCCAACCAAGGUGGUCAGAUGUUGCUUGGAGCAUGCAGCUUCGGUUGCUAAAACUUUCUUGAUGUCAGAUUGUGUGGUUGUUGAGAUCAAAGAGCCUGAGCCAAUGGCUGCUGCCGGGAACCCUAUGGACAAUUCAGGAUACGGUUACUAAACUAUUGUAGAAGGUGUGCUUGUGGGGGACAAAGGUAAAAGAACCAAGCCAACUUCAAUUUGGGUGGGUAACAAAAUGCAAAGAAGGGGGGAGUUCUUUGUUUUUUGUAAUUUUAGUAUGCUUGGAAGAAUCUGGUGAGGUUAGCUUGUCCGUGUACCGGCUUGUAGCAGCUUGCAAUUUGGAUGUACAAGUUGAAAUCUGAGUGCAGAAGAAUAAUAUUUUUCACCUCUGGUCUUGGUUAUGAUUUCUCAGAUUUAUUUUCUUGACUAUUUUUUUUAAUUAUUGAUGGUUGUGGGGAAA